AUGCUUAACCCGCUCCAAAACGCAAACUACAAAGCGCAUCCACAGAGAGCCCAGACACUUCUCAUCAAGCACAUACCACAGACCUCCAACGUCACCAUCUCAAACGGAACUCAAGCCGCCAACAUGUUCUCUGGACGUCGUACCCGCCGCAAUAACGCCCAUCACCAUCACCAUCACACAACCGCUACCACCACCCGCGCUCCGCGCCGCAGCAUCUUCUCCCGCCGCCAGCGCGUUGUCGUCCACCCUCAGAAGCGCAAGCCCACCAUGAAGGAUAAGAUCAGCGGCGCCUUUACCAAGCUGAGGGGCAGCUUGACCCGCCGGCCGGGCCUCAAGGCCGCUGGCACUCGCCGCAUGCACGGAACAGACGGCCGUGGAUCUCACCGCCACGGACGCCGAUUCCUCUGA
Purpureocillium takamizusanense is the source of this 408-nucleotide messenger RNA. RefSeq lists its product as uncharacterized. Lineage: Eukaryota; Fungi; Ascomycota; Sordariomycetes; Hypocreales; Ophiocordycipitaceae. The record is from RefSeq and is a predicted model, not a curated record. The transcript has 2 exons. Bases 1 to 408 code for a protein of 135 amino acids.